AGCAUCAUCUCCCCAGAUCGACGUCAAUUCCACGUCGUUGUCUGUUCGUCGCCAUCGCAGUCAGUCGUGUUUGUAGCGUGAAGGAGAAAAGUGUUUUUUAGCCCAAUUUGGCUCGCGAAAGAUAUUGAGUUGAACAUAAAAAAUACGAGAACGACAUUGUGAAAUCAGUGCAUUCGAAAUCAAGUACAUGAAGUGUAAAUCUAAAAUCUACUACAGUGUGUGAAGUGUAUGUGUUAUUUGAAAUUUCAGUGAUUAAUGAUGUUGAGAAGUGCCGCAACAGAAAUUGAACCCUAAUUUCUUGCAGCCGUGAUUUGAUGUUUAGCUUACAGUUUAAGUGUAUGGAUGAAUUGAAGAAAAAAAGCCCUUUUAAAAUGCAGGGCUGCACAGUGCAUUUGGAUCACGCGUUAGUGGAACAACAAUAGGAAUAUCGGUGUCGUGAUGCAGACGGGCUGUUGAAGUGUACGUACUUGAAUUGGAAAUCAAAUAGUUAUUGAGAUUUUAAACGACCUCCACAUGGAGCAGCGAAAAGCUGCUUUGGGUUGAUUAAGAAAUGUACAUUUAAAACAUACUUUUUUUGUAUGUACUGGUCCGUAGUUCAUCAUGUAGUGGAGUAUAUGCCGAUUAAACCUGCCACUACUUACCAUUGACAGAUAUAAUGUUGGUGUUUGGUGCAAGAAAGUUGUGAAUUGCCAACAAAACAAAAUGUCGACGACAAAAUGAAGUGAGCGAUGAAUAUCAAGUGUGGUUUACUCUACAGUGCUUAAACGAGGAUUGAUAAUAGUGCAAUUUGUAUCACUUAUAUUCCGUGUCAGGAAAUUAUAAAAAUGGACUAUGUAUCGUGCAAGAAAAAAAAAACUCAUGAAUAACUUACACAUUUAUGAGAAAGAAUUGAAACUGGCAAAAAUAUUUGAAAAUGUUUCAAUUCGUCACAAUCUAUUUCGAUCUAAACAUACGUAAGAAAAAACGAACACAUCAUCGUGUUGUGAUUACAUACAGCAAUCACAUGAACUACGAAUAAAAAGUGCAACUAUAACAAACGCGAAGAGAUGUAAAAUUGUAACGCAAUAACGGUGCGGUGUUUUAAAACGUGGCAUAAACCUACAAGUAAUGUAGGGUCGAUUUGAAAUGAUGUUUGUCGGUAUGAUAUGUGUUCGACACAUGAACGAUCGUGGAAGUAAUAAUCAGUAACUAUACAUAAAAGCACAAUUGUUGCUUCACCUUAACCAAGAUGAGCGAUACGCAUCUGUUGAACACUAACGAUGCGCCUGAUGAAUAUUACGAUGGAUGUGACUUGACAAGCGGCUUGUUUUGGCAUGAAUUAGGCACCUUUUUAAAAUAUGAACGUGAGCUGAAGAAUCAGUGGUUAUCCUUGAGUUUAUUUUGUUCAUACUACCUUCCUAUUCGUAAAUACAGUUGGUCAACUGAUAUCAGCAUAAACAGCGAAUCUGUUACACGUGCAGGUAACAGUAAUAGCAAUAGGAACAUGAUUAACAAUCACGUUAAAAAUCAUCAUAAGGAUAGGAAGAGUGAUAGUGGUUGCUAUAUAGAAAAUGAUAGUCGUUGGAGCAUUGUGCAUUGCUUUGCGAACGAGUACCUUAGAGGUGUGAGACGACACAGUCGCACUAGCCUGUGGAAGCGAUGGCGCUGGAAAAGAAUUUCUGCAAUUGGAAAGGCACUCUUUUUCUUCUAUGUGAUCACAAUAAGCGCAAACGUCGUAGCAACUCAAGGAACGGAUUCUUUGCAGAGCACAAAUCGGAUUGGGGCAUCAUCUCCAAAGGAAGAAGCUGUUAUAGUAAGCUCUGGUGAAGUGUGUUCGAGCGUCGAUGUACGUAAUACACCUCUUCAUUUGGAACGAUUAAGAAAAUGUCGAGUGGUGGAGGGCUUCGUACAGAUUAUGCUGAUUGACAAGUAUGGCAACGACAGUUUUGACAAUUACACCUUUCCAUUGCUUACGGAAAUUACGGGAUAUCUGCUGUUGUUCCGUGUUAAUGGACUGCAAACUCUGGGGCAGCUUUUCCCGAAUCUGACCGUCAUCAGAGGUAGCGAGCUUGCUAACAACUAUGCUCUAGUAGUUUACGAAUUAAUGCAUAUAAAGGAGCUGGGUCUUACUUCAUUGAUCGACAUUCAGCGAGGAGGUGUACGGAUUGAGAAAAAUCCUAAUUUAUGUCACGCAGAUACGAUUGAUUGGAAGACAAUAGCACCUGAAGGAGAGAACUGGAUAAAGGCUAAUCAAGAUGCAAAUGAAUGCACAACUUGUCCGAGUAAUGUUACCGUUUUACUUCCAAAUGGAAUGACGCAGAUGAUCAGAUGUCCAUCGCGAGAGGUAAAUCGUCUGAUUCACAACGAUAAACCAAGCCAUCUAUGCUGGUCAUCAAACCACUGCCAACAAAAAUGUCCUACAAGCUGUCCGAAAUCAUGCACAAAAACUGGUGAAUGUUGCAACACAUCCUGUCUUGGUCAGUGCAGCAGUGGAAAUAAAUCGCAAUGCAUGGUGUGUCGCAAUUACUAUUAUAUUCAAAACAAUCACACUCGGUGUGUGGACAAAUGUCCAGAUCAUAUGUUCCUGUUUAGCGAAAGCCGGUGCUUAACGGAAGAAGAAUGCUAUAAGUUGUACAAACCACUUCAGCGAGUUGCUGAUAUUACCGAUGAUCAUCCGUAUGUUCCUGCACAGGGUGAAUGUCGGCUUGAUUGCCCUGUAGGAUAUACUUUGACGCCCGCUCCUGGGACUCAACGGCUAACCUGUGUUCCAUGUAAGGGCCCGUGUCGCAGUGAAUGCAAGGGCAUGGUUAUUGAAAGCAUAUCACAAAUACAACAAUUACGCGGAUGUACGAUCAUUCAAGGAUCUCUUUCUAUUCGAUUGAGACAACUUGGGGGAGAAAAUGUCGUUCGUGAAUUGGAGAAAGUUCUUUACUCGAUCGAAGAAAUUUACGGCUAUCUCACCAUUGUUCGUUCUUAUGCUCUGAUGUCUUUAGGAUUUUUCAGGAAUCUAAAAAUCAUCCAUGGCACUGUUCUAAAUGCAAAUCUUUCGUUGAGUGUGAUCGAUAAUCAGAAUCUUCAAGAACUUUGGAAUCAAAAUGUUACCAUAAAGCGUGGUAAUGUUCGUUUCAAUGACAAUCCAAUGUUAUGUGUGAAGAAAAUUACUUCUCUAAAAAGCCAUUUCGGAGAUGGUGUGGGCAUUGAAAAUGAAGAACAGUUAAAUAAAACUAACGGGGUUCGAGUAGCUUGUGAAAUUAAGAAGCUAAGAACAAAGCCGACGAAGAUAUCGUUAGAUUCAGUUAUUAUCCAAUGGGACUCAUUCAAAGACCUGCCAGACAUGCGGCAACUACUCGGAUACGUCGUAUACUAUAUUGAGGCACCGCACGAAAAUGUUACGUUCUAUGACGGACGCGAUGCUUGCAACUCGCAAGGAUGGCGUGUUGACGACGUGGCUAACAUGCAGGAAUUAGACCAGGCAACACACAUUCUGACACGGUUGCAACCUUUCACACAGUAUGCAUAUUACGUUAAAACGUAUACAUUGUCUUCAGAGAACCUAGGUGGGCAAACGGAUAUUACGUACUUUCGAACUUCACCCGGCACCCCAAGAAUCAUUCGAGAUUUACAUGUUUACAUAGAAAAUAAUACGCUGGUUGUUUCAUGGCAAGAACCGACAAAAAUAUAUGGGAAACUAUCAGCAUACAAAAUAGGUGCAACCUUAAACGACGAGCGAAAUGACAUGAUAAAACAACGCAAUUAUUGUCAUGAUGAAAUAGAAAAACCCGAAACAAAGCCAAACAUCCCUGUAGAAAGUACAUCAAUUGCUACUACAGCAUCCCCGGUUAAAGAUAAUCAAAAUCAAUGCUCAAAGGAAGAGUGUGCGGCUUUCUGUUCGGCAUCAGGCGUAACGGAGUCGGAGAGUGGAUUGAAGAUAGAUGUAAAUGAGGUGGAGAUGUCAAUAGGCUUCGAAGAUUGGUUGCAUAAUUAUGUUUACAUCAAAAAUCCAAAAUCCAGUCGAAAACGGCGGGAAGACAGCGGAAGCAGUGCAACUGUCCCAGCUGGGAACAACUCUUACAUAUUUCCAUCUAAUACAGAAAACAAGCCAAGAAUAGCUUCAAAUUACGAGAGCAUGAAAGAUCCCAACGAAGAAUACUACCGGACCCUCGGAGAAACAACUAAUCAAACACGAAUUACAUUUCCCCUAUCAUAUUUCAAACAUUUUGCGCUUUAUACCUUUCGAGUCCACGCUUGCCGUGAGCAGGCGACUAAGGUACCUGGGGUAGUGGUGCAAGAUAUGGCAGAUUUAUGUGGUUCAGAAGUGUUAUUUAUAUAUCGAACACCUACAAAACCAGACGCAGACGACAUACCGCUAGAUUCUAUCGAACUUGACGAUCAGUCUAACCAUACCCAACGUGUAAUUCGAGUGCGGUGGAAGGGUCCGUCAAAGCCUAAUGGGGCAUUAGUGUCUUACUCGAUAAAGUAUCAUCGAACUGAUCUAGAUUCAGUGCAACCCACUGUGCGCUGCGUUACUGUGGAUGUACACACAUCGCUUGGGUAUGCUUUACUAACAAAGUUAGAUGCAGGAAACUAUAGCAUACGUAUUAUGGCCACAACGACCGCAGGCAAUGGUCCAUAUUCUCCUCCGAAAUUUCUGAGCCUGGAGAAGCGUGAGUCAGAUACGCUCACUGUAGGCUGGUUAAUAACAAUUGGUGCUGUUGCAGUGGUACUAGUAUCGCUGCUGACAAUUGGUGUCUGCUACAUUAUGAACAAAUAUAAACAAAUGUCAAAUAUGCGACUGUUUGCACAGGUUAAUCCUGACUAUGCAGGGGUCACAUACAAGGUAGACGAGUGGGAAGUUCCUCGUGAGCAUAUAAUUCAACUAGAAGAACUCGGCCAAGGUUCGUUCGGUAUGGUCUACAAGGGUAUCAUGACGAAGCUGGGGAACGACACAAACGUACCCUGUGCCAUUAAGACUGUCACGGAGAAUGCUACUGAGCGAGAGCGCGAUAGUUUUCUUAUUGAGGCAACGAUUAUGAAAGAAUUUCAUACGCACCACGUUGUAAGACUCUAUGGUGUCGUUUCUGUCGGCCAGCCGACGCUAGUUAUCAUGGAGCUGAUGGCGAAUGGUGAUUUAAAAAGCUACCUCCGGCGUCAUCGGCCGGACUACGAAAAUGGUGAAGAAUCGUCACCACAGCCUCCAACACUAAAGCAAAUCUACCAAAUGGCAAUUGAAAUUGCUGAUGGAAUGGCUUACCUUUCGGCGAAAAAAUUCGUCCAUCGUGACUUGGCUGCACGAAACUGUAUGGUAGCCGAGGAUCUAACUGUUAAAAUAGGUGACUUUGGUAUGACGCGCGAUAUAUACGAAACAGACUAUUAUAGAAAAGGUACGAAAGGAUUUUUACCAGUACGAUGGAUGGCUCCAGAGAGCCUGAAAGAUGGCAUGUUUUCAAGCAGCAGCGACGUAUUCAGCUAUGGCGUUGUCCUGUGGGAAAUGGCGACCCUUGCCUCACAACCGUAUCAGGGAUUAACCAAUGAUCAAGUAUUGCGAUACGUUAUAGACGGUGGUGUCAUGGAACGUCCAGAGAAUUGCCCUGAUAAGCUCUACGAGCUGAUGAGAAUAUGUUGGCAACAUAGGGCUACAGCACGACCUUCCUUCGUGGACAUUAUUCGAAUGCUCUUGCCAGAUGCAAAUGAUCAUUUUAAGAUGGUAUCCUUCUUUUUCUCUCCAGAUGCCAUUGAUAAUUCCGUCCAGCCUGGACAAGCAUUGUUGGAUGACGUUACAGAACCAUUACGUGCCCACGAGGAUGGUUUCGACGAAGAUGAGGAUGAUCCUUAUUCAAUAGAAGGAACCGAUAGUCGACUAAUGCAGAAUAAUGGGCCUAAACCUGAUAUUCGGUCGCCUCACUCUCCGCAAAGAUUUUUCUUCAAACAUCACAACUGCGGCAUGGAUGAAAUAAUCAUAUAUAAUUCGUUGCGUAUGUUUCGUGAUUAUCAUUAUGUCUCUAAUAUCAUAAAUGCAGGAAACAGCGAAACUCCGAUGGUUUUAACAGACGCGCCAAAUAUGGAUGAAACUUAUAACUUCAUUAAUAAAUCUUUAUCUCGGCAGUCAAAAUAUCAAAUUCCAAAAUCAAGUUCCAAUAACUAUGAAGUACCUCAGAUCAACUCUAGUGCUUUCUAUACUACACAUAUUGAAGAGUAUAGCAAAGACACAGCAUACAGUUACGAUAAUUGUGCUACAUUUGAAGGAAAUACAUCGUACUUGAAUGUAUCAUGUGAAACUAUUCUCAACUAUAGCAUUCCAUUGUAUGGGUACUGCAUUCCUUUUGUACUACUGAUUACGCUGGCAGCAAAUUCGUUAAUAAUCGUUAUUCUUAAAAAAAGAACUAUGGCUUCACCGACAAAUGUUAUACUUAUGGCAAUGGCUCUGUGCGACAUGUUCACUCUUCUUUUUCCGGCUCCUGGAUUAAUUUACAUGUACACAUUUGGAAAUCAUUACAAGCCUCUGGCUCCUAUAAUAGCAUGCUAUGUGUGGAAUGCACUAAAUGAGAUUCUUCCCGCAAUGUGUCACACAGCAUCAGUGUGGCUUACAUUAGCCUUAGCGGUACAAAGAUACAUUUACGUUUGUCAUGCUCCUGCAGCUCGAACUUGGUGUACUAUUUCUAGAGUAAAGAAAUGCAUUGGCUGUAUAUUUUUUGCAGCACUGUUACAUCAAAGUUGUAGAUUUUUUGACAGGUCGUAUACACUCAUAACCAUAGAAUGGGGCGGUCAAUUAACGAACGUUUGUCACGUCGAAACAGCUAAAUGGAUACACGAAUACACUAGCGAAGACUUAUAUUAUACGUCUUAUUUUACGUUUCGUAUUUUAUUUGUUCAUUUGAUACCAUGUGCUAGUCUUGUAACCCUCAAUAUUUUACUUUUUAGGGCGAUGAAGCAAGCUCAACAGAAAAGGGAACGACUUUUUCAAGAUAAUAAAAAACGUGAAAGUAAACGAGUACGCGAUUCUAACUGCACUACACUUAUGUUGAUCGUUGUGGUUACGGUAUUUUUAGUUGUAGAAAUACCAUUAGGCGUCAUAACUGCUUUACAUAUUAUUUCAUCUCUUUUGUAUGAAUUCCUGGAUUAUUACAUAGCCAAUUUAUUUAUUUUAUUCGCAAACUUUUUCCUUAUCGUAAGUUAUCCCAUUAAUUUUGCUAUUUAUUGUGGAAUGUCGCGUCAGUUUCGUGAAACCUUCAAAGAAAUUUUUUUGAAAUCAAAAUCGUUAAUUCAGAUAAAAAAUGAAUAUAGUUCGUCUAAAUACACUUCAGUGAAUGGACCGCGAACAUUUACCAAUGAAACAGUUAUUUAACCAAAUGAAUUAUAUACUGUUUUAACAAGAUAGAAAUGGACAUAAUUUCAAAUCGGAUGGAAAUAAUUUGUUUAGGAUCAAUUUAUGAAUUAAGGCCGAGCUCACCCGGUAUAAGGUGCCCUUUCACGGUUUGGAGAAGGAAAUGUCUCCAAACCAUCGUGAAUUGUAUUCUUUUUUGUAAUUUAGUUUUAAGCAAUACAGCCAGGCCGUUCUUCAUGAAUAAAAAUUUAUGAAUUAUGAGCUAUGAUUAUGAUUAUAAUUAUAAAUGAUAAUUUGAAUAAAUUGCAACAUAUGUUUAUGUUUAAAAAACUUUAACUGCCGUACGUUAAGUGCAUCGCAAUAUAUGGCCAUAAAUGCA
Anopheles stephensi (Asian malaria mosquito) is the source of this 7679-nucleotide messenger RNA. Its product is annotated as sex peptide receptor-like. Gene Ontology annotation, cellular component: axon; membrane; insulin receptor complex. Bases 1229 to 7321 code for a protein of 2030 amino acids. Gene Ontology annotation, biological process: glucose homeostasis; protein phosphorylation; G protein-coupled receptor signaling pathway. The record is from RefSeq and is a predicted model, not a curated record. The transcript has 20 exons. Lineage: Eukaryota; Metazoa; Arthropoda; Insecta; Diptera; Culicidae. Gene Ontology annotation, molecular function: insulin receptor activity; insulin receptor substrate binding; ATP binding.